This is a messenger RNA of Symbiodinium pilosum, 834 nucleotides long. The record is from the annotation of a GenBank genome assembly. Lineage: Eukaryota; Dinophyceae; Suessiales; Symbiodiniaceae.
AUGACUCCACCGCGGGAAUGCUUCGUCGUACCCGUGGCAGCAUUCCAGCUGGCCUACCAGGGCUUUCCAUGGCAGCCAUCUGUAGGCUAUGAGUCUGGAUCUUCCCUUGAGGGCAGGCGCUAUCCGAAUGGUGAGACUUACCCUGCGUGGCAUGAGAUUGAUGACAUGAUUGCAUCUCUGCCGGAUGGAACUCGGCUUUCUUUCCACCUGAAUGAGAGUGAGAAAUGUCCUUAUGUCAGUUCAUUGCUGCAGGGUGCGGAGGAUGCCCUCAAGUUAGUGGAUGUGCUUUGCAACAAGUACCAUGCGCGUCACAUCCAAAUCAAUAUUAAUGCGCGUGGUGUGCCCCCGCAGCUGUUCACUCCCGGAGCAGACUCCGAGAAAAGUGCAAUGCAGAUUGCAAAUCUGGCCAGCCAAUAUCCUGACACGCUGUUUGUCAUGCCAGUAUUCCGUAAAACAGAUGCUGAUGGUACGGUCGUUUCGGAGUCCUGGCCGUUUGUUCGCACCAUCCUGGAGAGCUCGGCGGUCAAGAGCGACGACAAGAAGCCAGCAAGGAACGUCGUUCCCUUCUUCGACAACUCUGGUGGCAUGGGGAAGACUCCAGAUGCCGUGCCUGAAAUACCGCGCGAGUUCCCCAGAGAAGACGGCCAGAUGGUGGGGAUGACGGGCGGCAUCAAUGCCUCCAACGUCAAGGACUGGCUGUCGAAGUAUGCCGCAAAGGCGGAAGAGCAUGGCUUGGGCUGCAUCAGCGAUGCCCAGACUGGCUUCCGCGAAGGCAAAGAUAGAGGCAAGCCAAUCGAUGAGAAGGCCUUAGAGGACCUCAUGAGGAAUGUGUAU